Molecule: messenger RNA, 909 nt
Organism: Aspergillus bombycis
Lineage: Eukaryota; Fungi; Ascomycota; Eurotiomycetes; Eurotiales; Aspergillaceae
Product: casein kinase II subunit beta
Exons: 2
Coding region: 1-909 (302 amino acids)
Cellular component (GO): cytoplasm; protein kinase CK2 complex
Molecular function (GO): protein kinase regulator activity
Source: RefSeq, a predicted model, not a curated record
AUGGCGUCUCCCUCGCCCAGUCAGCAGCAGUUAAAGCUGUCUAGCACUCCGCCUCCACCUUCUGUUGUUCCCAACUACUUUAGAACCGAACCUACGCUUCGCUCCGCUGAGCAGAGACACCCUGUUUACCUGCCACCGAUUUCUGACAACACAGCUAACUGGGGCACACAGUUCAUCUCCUCUCGUGGAAACGAGUACUUCUGCGAAAUCGAUGAGGAAUAUUUGACCGAUCGCUUUAACCUUACUGGUCUUAACACUGAGGUGCCAUACUAUCAGUAUGCGCUGGAUCUGGUGACUGAUGUGUUUGAUCUGGAUGCGGAUGACGACCUACGCGAACAGAUUGAAAAGUCAGCACGUCAUCUCUAUGGACUUGUCCAUGCAAGAUACAUUGUCACCACUCGUGGUCUUGCUAAGAUGGUCGACAAGUACAAGAAGGGCGACUUCGGCAAAUGCCCCCGUGUUAUGUGUGAAGGUCAGCCACUUCUGCCUAUGGGCCAGCAUGACAUCCCGAACAUGAGCACUGUCAGACUUUACUGCCCCAAAUGCGAAGACCUUUACAACCCCAAGUCUUCUCGCCAUGCUUCAAUCGACGGUGCCUAUUUUGGAGCUUCUUUCCCCAGCAUGCUUUUCCAGGUCUACCCAGGCUUGGUCCCUGAAAAGAGCACCAGCCGUUACGAGCCUCGUAUUUACGGAUUCAAAGUUCACGCUGCUGCUGCGCUAGCUCGCUGGCAGGAUCAGUACCGCGAGGACAUGAAGACGCGCCUUCGUGAUGCUGGGAUGGAAGUCAAGUACGUCGAAGACGAAGAAGUAGAGGAUGACGAGGAUGACGAGGACGAAGAUCAGGGCUUUGAUCCGAAGGAGCGGCUUGCGGGAGAUGCUGCCUCCGGCCGUAUGGAUAUGGGCAUUUGA